UGUAAACACGGCCAGUACAGUUUGCUGCAAGAUUCGACCGGUGGCGGAUGGACAAUUUGAUUUUCUGAUUGGAAAUCGUGGAGAAAUCAAACAUUCAUUGCAUUCUGAACGUGGCUAUUUGAAAUCCGUGCAUCUGAUUCGUAUCCAUUUUGUGCAAUAGCAUCAUCAUGUUUUCUGUGUGGAAUCUAUUUAAUUUUCUAUUAAUUUUAUUUCUCAGCUAUCAAGUGUGGAAAGUGGCUGCCUUUGACCAAGACUGUCAGCCGGAAGACUCUGAAAAAUGUUUACUUGUAAAUUCAUUGCAUGCUGCAUUUAAUAAACGUGCUGAAAGUGUGGCAUAUGAUAAAAAUCAACAAUCGGAUAGUGAUGAUGAGCAUGCAGCGAUGCGGCAACAGUUAAAUUCGGGCAAUGAUCGUUUGGGUGAUUUGUUGGAUUUAAAUUCGGAGCCGGCUGUCGAGGAUUUAAUGCGUCAGAUCAUGUCACAAGCAAAACUAUGGGAAGCAAUUCAAGAGGCAAAUCGUGAAAUGGUUAUUCAAAAAUCGAAUGCAGCAUCGAAGGCACGCGAACGUUUUCCAUUAGCAUUUAGUGCUCAAUGAACGUGUGAGCGAAUGACCAGCUAGCAACUGAUAUAAAUCCCGUGGCAAACAUAGAAAUAAUUCAAAAAGUCAAAAUCAUUUAUUGAAUCUAUUACAAAUACACUUAUUAAAAAAAAAAAAUCAACAACAUA
Contarinia nasturtii (swede midge) is the source of this 724-nucleotide messenger RNA. RefSeq lists its product as uncharacterized. The record is from RefSeq and is a predicted model, not a curated record. NCBI's taxonomy places the organism in Eukaryota, Metazoa, Arthropoda, Insecta, Diptera, Cecidomyiidae. The transcript has 3 exons. The coding region runs from base 168 to 593 and encodes 141 amino acids.